Mus pahari (shrew mouse) is the source of this 1326-nucleotide messenger RNA. RefSeq names its product immediate early response 3 interacting protein 1 (gene Ier3ip1). The transcript has 3 exons. Lineage: Eukaryota; Metazoa; Chordata; Mammalia; Rodentia; Muridae. The coding region runs from base 83 to 331 and encodes 82 amino acids. Gene Ontology annotation, cellular component: Golgi membrane; endoplasmic reticulum membrane; COPII-coated ER to Golgi transport vesicle. The record is from RefSeq and is a predicted model, not a curated record. Gene Ontology annotation, biological process: endoplasmic reticulum to Golgi vesicle-mediated transport.
GGACGCGGGCGGUGGCGGCGCCACGUCCCGGGCGGUGUCCGGGAAGAAGUCAGUCGGGCCUGGGUUACAGUUUGAAGUAACUAUGGCCUUCACGCUGUACUCCCUGAUGCAGGCGGCCCUGCUGUGCGUGAACGCCAUCGCCGUGCUGCACGAGGAGCGCUUCCUCAAGAACAUUGGCUGGGGAACAGACCAGGGAAUUGGUGGAUUCGGAGAGGAGCCAGGAAUUAAAUCUCAACUAAUGAACCUCAUUCGGUCUGUAAGAACCGUGAUGAGAGUGCCAUUGAUAAUAGUAAACUCAAUCACUAUUGUAUUGCUUCUGUUGUUUGGCUGAACAUCAUUGGGAAAUCAGAGACUGAGAAGAAGAAAAGCCCCAGAAGUUACUAUUUCUGUUGUGACUAGAAUAUUCGUGUUUCAGCAGGCUCAUCUUGCAGUUGACAAACAAAAAAAGUAAAGUUGACAAUAAAGCCAGAGUUUCUAUCUAUCUGAUUUUUUUUUUUUAAUUGUAGUUGCACUUGUAGAUCAGAUUAUCAGAGGCAGGAGCACUUCCGGAUUGGAAAGGGCACAGGACUGCUGCCUCCGUGUCACUCCAUACGACGCUGUUACAGCUCAGGGAUGGAUUUAGAUAUGACCUGAGAGUAAAUAACUUCCUAUAUAAACUUAAGAGGUUUUUAAAGUAACAGUUGACAAGUUGGUAUUUGGGUAAUUUAUUUUGAACUCUUUGGUUACCUUGUUUCUGCUAUAAAGAAAUUUAUAGAUAACUAUAUGGGGAAAUACCCUGAUUUCAGAGAGAAUUCCAAUUCUGGAAACCAGUUGUUUGGGAAGUGUGGUUUUUACACCAUUGUUUAUUAGUUGACCUGAACAGUGAGACCAGACUACUUACAUGUAUUCCUUUGUAGGAAGUCUUGCUGAUUUACAAGGAUUUGUUUUAUAAAAUCAAUGUAACUGUUAGUUGGCAAAAUCAGCCUAUACAGUCACAGACUAACCUGUUCAUGUGGCUGUCUGUUGUGAAGCGUUUGCUUCCCUAGGUCAUGCUUCCAUUCCUUGGUGGAGCAGCGUGCUGUAGGUAUGAUUCUUAGUUUCUCAUUCUGUCUGUCGGUAGGUCAUUGAUUCUAGGGAGCUUUCGUUCGUGUGUCUUAUGUCUUGCAAUGUCGUAGGCCAGCUUUGUAGUGUUCUUGGCUCAUCUCAUAAUACUGUUGUUCACUUUUAUAUCAGAAGAGUUAAACUGCAAAUAUUGUAUGAAAUGUUUCAGUUAAAAUAACUUAAAGGGGUGGGAUGGCAUCUUUCUGUAUAGAAAACUUUUAUAAAUAAAGUUCUCUUUUCACAGUG